Messenger RNA from Jatropha curcas, 494 nucleotides. Its product is annotated as WAT1-related protein At1g68170. Gene Ontology annotation, cellular component: membrane. The record is from RefSeq and is a predicted model, not a curated record. Gene Ontology annotation, molecular function: transmembrane transporter activity. NCBI's taxonomy places the organism in Eukaryota, Viridiplantae, Streptophyta, Magnoliopsida, Malpighiales, Euphorbiaceae.
AAUACUCUCUUCAACACAUGAUCUUUAUCAUAGUUUUAUAAACUUGCUUGAUAGUUGCUCAUGUUACUGGACCUGGUUCCCUAGGGGAUUGUGAUCGCUGGACUUGUGGUGAUCCUCAUAGCUUGGUGCGUGCAAAUGAGAGGGCCAGUGUUUGUGGCUAAUUUUAACCCUCUCUCGCUUCUGCUCACGGCCAUCAUGGGAUAUUUGAUGCUAGAAGAAAAGCUGCACCUAGGAAGCAUAUUAGGGGCAGGGCUGAUUGUGUGUGGAUUAUAUAUGGUGCUUUGGGGUAAGGGCAGGGAGAUGAAGGAAAGAUCUCAACUAGUGACAACAAAAAGUUCCCCUAAAUCUGAAGUAGUUGCGGUUGUUACUGAUGGUGAUCAGCCAACAUUAAAUACUUUUUCAAAUGAAGACCCAUUGCCAAAGGAGCAGCGUGACCAAAAUAAAUUGGAGGAGAGUGAAAAACACAAUAAAAAUACUAACUUAUAGCCUCAACA